This is a messenger RNA of Humulus lupulus (European hop), 822 nucleotides long. RefSeq names its product vegetative cell wall protein gp1-like. Bases 1 to 822 code for a protein of 273 amino acids. NCBI's taxonomy places the organism in Eukaryota, Viridiplantae, Streptophyta, Magnoliopsida, Rosales, Cannabaceae. The record is from RefSeq and is a predicted model, not a curated record. The transcript has a single exon.
AUGAAACAAAGAGCCAAUCGCCGUCGUUCGAUUGUCCGACCCUCUCCUGGUGUUGCUGCGACUGUCUCUCCUCCUGCGGAGAUGGCUGUCCCUUCUUCUGUGGAUACAUCUGAGUCAUUUGCAGUCGCCACAUCGCCUAAUCGGGUUGUGUCCCCUGCUCUUGAUCCUAGUUUGGCUAUGACCAUCGUUCCAGUUCCGCCUACCGUCGCAGAGAUGUCUCCAUAUCCUCCGUCGACGUCCCUUCCCGAGGUGGUGAUUGCGUUUGCUCCUCCAGUCAGUCCUUCGGUCGGUGUACUCCAUGCCCAUCCGCCUUGUUUAGUUGGUAAGUCUUCUCCACCCGUCUCUGUAUCUUCUCCUAAACGUGUUACUCAUUCCUCUGUCGUGUCUGCGUCUCCACCUAGUGAGUCCUCUCCAUUGCCGAACCCAAACCCACCAUCUCCUUUUCCUCCCAAGUCGCCUUCUAUGUCUAAGCAGUCCUCACCCAAAACUCCCAAGACACAGUCUGCCUUCAAGUCCAAACCCAAACCCAAACCCAAACCCAGACCCCAUGUUCCUGCACAAUCCAAAGGAAAGGGUAAACUACCUGUUUUAUCACCUCCCAAAAAAUCAUCGGCUCCAAAACGUAAGCCCAAGGACACUCAGUUUGAACCCUCUCCUAAAAAAUCCAAGCGUGCCUCUAGCCCUAAGGAUUCUGUGUCUUUUGUUGAUCCAUCCUCUAUUCAAUACUUUGUCGAUGCUACCAAGGCCUCGCAUUAUCAAAGAUGGUUUGCUGUGAGAGACUUGUGGCCUGAAUAUUCUGUUGUUUUGGAGGAUUUUUCCUGA